Lodderomyces theae is the source of this 1485-nucleotide messenger RNA. Its product is annotated as E3 ubiquitin-protein ligase. Bases 1 to 1485 code for a protein of 494 amino acids. Gene Ontology annotation, cellular component: Prp19 complex; cytoplasm; U2-type catalytic step 1 spliceosome. The record is from RefSeq and is a predicted model, not a curated record. Gene Ontology annotation, biological process: protein ubiquitination; DNA repair; mRNA splicing, via spliceosome. The transcript has a single exon. Gene Ontology annotation, molecular function: protein binding; ubiquitin protein ligase activity. Lineage: Eukaryota; Fungi; Ascomycota; Pichiomycetes; Serinales; Debaryomycetaceae.
AUGAUUUGUGCAAUCUCAGGUGAAGAAAUUACUGAUCCCAUUGUAUCACCAAAAAGUGGUGCCGUAUUCGAAAGGAGGUACAUUGAAAACUACAUUAACACAAAUGGCACCGACCCCAUCAACAAUGAACCUUUGAAGAUUGACGAACUUAUACCGUUGAAAUUGGAAACCAACACCACAUCCAAUGGUGAUAUUUCUCCCGCAAUAUCAGUACCCAGUAUGUUGUCCAGAAUACAAACCGAGUACGAGGCGCUGCUUGCUGAAAUCUCCCAACUUCGAAAAAACGUCGAGUCAUUGAAAGAAGAAUUGAGCACAAGCUUGUACCGACAAGAUGCGGCGAUCAAUAUUGCGACAAAAGCCAUAAAGGAAAGAGAUGAAGCUAAAGAGGCAUUGGAGAAAUUUUCUGUCUCAGGAAAGAGAAAGGCUGAAGCUGAUGAGAAUGGAGUUGAUGUGGAACAAAAGAAGCAGAGAAAAGACAGUGGACACGACAGUAUUAACGACGUACAUGCUGCAAGAGACGAAUUAUUCAAAUUGCACAAGGCUUUAAAAGUCAAGCUGCCGUACCAGCUGGAUAAACUCACCAUCGUGGAUGAGAAUUUAAAAGACGACGUGUUUGGCUCACAUGUGGACCGAGUUCAAUUUCAUCCCUCAACAAAGGUGCUCAUUGGUACUCACAAGAAUGAAGUUUUGCAAUAUGACGUAAAGAGUGAGAAAGUGAAUGUAUGGAAAUCGGGCUUGAAAACAGUUGGUCAUGUUGUGUACAAUAAUAAUGGUAUUGUCGCUGCGGUAAUAGGCACAAAAGUGUCCUUCUCAAAUGGUGAUUCUUUGACGACGAAAAGGAAAAUAUUGUCAAUCACUGGUCAUCCCUCUUUGAAUCUAUUUGUUAUAACGACAGCAGGCAAUUGGCUCAUGACAAACACAAAGGAGAUUCUAGCGACGCAUCCAACCGACUCCGACUUCACGAAAGGCGAAAUUCACGGGGACGGAGAGAUUUUUGCCGCUUACGAUGGGGAUGAGGUCAAAUUAAUGAGUAUUGUAUCUGGAGAAGAACUCGCUUCGUACAAAGUCGAAAACAAGCACGUGCAGAAGAUUUCAUUCGCUGCUAAUGGAUACUGGCUUCUAGUACUGUCUACGUCAGAUUCAAAAAACUCAAUCCAGGUGUUUGACUUGAGAAAGAAUGUUGAAGUCAACAAGUUGGAACUUCCAAGCCAGGCACACGUAGACAAGUUUAUCAUUGAUCCUUCAUCGAGCUUGAUUGUGGUGGAAGCCGAUUCGGGGUACUCGACUUAUUCGUAUUUGAAAAAAUCACGAAGCUGGAAUGAAAUUGAGUCGCCAUUUCAAAGUGGUAAUAGGUUGAAGGGAGAGUUGUUUCUUUUUUCAAGUGGUGAAGAUGUCGUUAAUGAAGGAAACGUGAAGUUCAUAAGCUACAACAGCGAAAAUGGUAGCUGUACUAUAACGAAGUUGACUGAAGAGAAAGCGAAAUAG